Molecule: messenger RNA, 916 nt
Organism: Zychaea mexicana
Lineage: Eukaryota; Fungi; Mucoromycota; Mucoromycetes; Mucorales; Lichtheimiaceae
Product: CMP kinase
Exons: 3
Coding region: 181-900 (239 amino acids)
Biological process (GO): nucleobase-containing compound metabolic process
Molecular function (GO): ATP binding
Source: RefSeq, a predicted model, not a curated record
GACUUGCUCUUCAAAACACAUAUGCCAGCUUUUUAAGGUUUCUACUCCAGCUUGUUGUACUUGACAACAUUAUCCCUCAAGUGUGCUUUUCUGCUUUUUUUUAAAAAAUAAAGCAGACUAUCUGAGAUACUCCCGUUGCGGGCUUCCUUUGGUCAAUAAAACUAACCCUUGUCGUCCUUCAUGUCACGAUUGUUUCGAAUUGCCAUUGACGGUCCAGCAGCUUCAGGCAAAAGCACGACUGCUAAAUUAUUAGCAAAGAAGCUCGGCUUCGGCUACAUUGAUUCGGGCGCAAUGUACCGAGCAGUGACAUUAAAGUGUCUCGAACAAGGCGUACAAGUUACCAACGAUGCCAAAGUGAAACAGACAGCGAACAGUGCACAGAUACGUUUUCCUAGUCUCGGCAAAGUUGAACUGGAUGGGCAAGAUGUGAGCGAUGCCAUCCGUACAUCACGUAUUGUGCAAAACAUCAGCCCUAUUGCGUCCAAUCCUGGCGUACGUGCCACAUUGGCCAACCAACAACGCGCACUUGCCCGAGCCAAUGAUCCAGCAUGGCGCGGAUUUCUGUUCAAGCAGUCCACGCAAGUCCGAGGUGUGGUGAUGGAUGGCCGAGAUAUCGGCACGGUGAUUUUACCGGAUGCUGAGCUCAAGGUGUUUAUUGUGGCGGAUGCGCGUGUGCGCGCUCAACGUCGAUUUGAUGAACUGGCGAGCAAAAACGCACUGGGCGAGGGUGAGACGGUGGAUGCCAUUGCAAAGGAUUUGGCAGCACGUGAUGAAGCGGAUCGAACACGAGCAGUAUCUCCACUGAAAAAGGCAGAGGAUGCAGUAGAGCUGGACACAAGUGAUAAAACCAUAGAUGAACAAGUGGCUGCUAUAGAGCAAAUGGUGUACGACCGUUUGUAGAAAAGUAGAAAAUAGC